GUCGGUGUGUGUCGGUGUGUGUCGGUGUGUGUCUGUGUGAGUGUGUGUGGAGGAAUACACGCUCCUCAGACAUGAAGGAACUCUCUGCUCACUCUCUCUUUCUCUCUUUCUCUCGUCUUUGUUUCCUCUGGACUUUUCUGACCGAGGCUCGCGCUCAGGACGCGGCAGCGGCCGGUGAUGACGCGCCCCGCCGCGGGUUGACAUGGCAACACAACGGGCAGGUUUUCAGCAUCCUGAGCCGCGGGGCUCAGUACCGACCGUCCAGCAGGAGGCAGACCGGCUCACCGGGCCGCGGGGGCCCCGUGGUGGUCGUCAGCACCGGGAACGACACGGCGGGCUCCUCCGCAGCGCAGCCCCGCAGCUCCCCGCGGGUCCCCGCAUCCAGCGGCACCGCGCAAUUACGCACGAUGACGCUCCGGCGGCAGCAGCAGCAGCAGCCGGCCGAUGGGGACGCUGCUCCGGUGAGACGAGAGGACACGAUGGUGGGAGAUGAUCCGUACAACCCGUACAAGCCCUCCAACUAUUACCCCUAUUAUAACUACUACAACUCCUACUACCGACCCAGAGCCCGGAGCCACCAGCGGCACGGAUACGGAACCAGCUUCCACCAGCACGGUCUCCCUGAUCUGGUUCCUGACCCCUACUACAUCCAGAUCGGCACCUACGUGCAGAGGAUGUCCAUGUACAACCUGCGCUGUGCUGCCGAGGAGAACUGCCUCGCCUCUUCCUCCACAUCUGCUCACGAUUACGACACCAGGGUUCUGUUGAGGUUCCCUCAGAGGGUGAAGAACCAGGGAACGUCCGACUUCCUGCCCAGUAAACCUCGAUAUUCCUGGGAGUGGCACAGCUGUCAUAAUCAUUUCCACAGCAUGGAUGAGUUCAGUCUGUACGAGCUGCUGGACGCUCAGACCCAGACUCAGGUCGCUGAGGGCCACAAGGCCAGCUUCUGUCUGGAGGACACUUCCUGUGACCCCGGAUAUUACCGCCGCUUCGCCUGCACCUCACACACUCAGGGUUUGAGUCCAGGCUGUUAUGACACCUACAAUGCAGACAUCGACUGUCAGUGGAUCGACAUCACCGACGUCUCACCUGGAAAAUACGUCCUCAAGGUGACAGUGAAUCCACAGCAGCAGGUUCCAGAGUCCAACUUCAACAACAACGUGGUUCGAUGUGACGUCCAGUUCACCGGCACCGCCGCUCACGUGUCCGGCUGCACCGUGACCACCCACUGAGAUGACAUCAUGAAUUCUCCUCAAAGAUCCUGAAGACGAGCGAAGACGAGACAAUAUUCACUUUAUUAACUUUGUUUACAUGGGACUGUAAUUAUAUAAUCAUAACCAGAUUAAAGCAAAAGAAAAAAACAUCAUUAUUAAAAAUAGCCCCGUGGACCAUAGUGUCCGAACCAAAAUAAGAUGAUCUGUUCUCCGGAGGAUUUCCUGUUUGUGUCUCCAGCUCAGCCGACUGCAGAGCUAGCUAGUUAGCUCCGGCACUGGUGUGCAAGGGAUUCUGGGAUAGGUUGGCCCUGGAACGAUCCACCGGCCAUCUUGGGUUUUUGAAACCAGAAGUAACCAUAACAAUUACAUUAGUAUAUGGAGGAGCAGGGGGUGGAGCCUCACUGAGAGUUCAAGGACACUGCACUCCACCUACACCUGACACCUGCACCCAUUGGACGGUGCUAGGUGUCAAUCAUAUGGUCAUUUUCUGAUAAAUUGAGACUGACCUCGUUGAAAACCAGUGGAGUCGCCCUCUGCUGGUCAUUCCAGAGGAUACAGGUUUCCUCCACAUUGACUUCACUUUCUGGAUCCAGAGUUUUUAUAAAGUUUAUGGUCACGCUGAAGAGAACUUUCAUCACGAUAAAACUGUCCUUUCUGUGCUUCCAUAGAUUCUUUAAUACAGAAAUGACGCCUCCCACUUAACGUUAAUUUACAGUUUCAUAUUUUAUAGGUUUCAGGGACAACGUUUGUGUUUCAAAGUUUCAUCUUUCUCCUCCUGCUUCCUGCUCAUGUGUGUGCGUGUGUGUGUGUGUGUGUGUGUGUGCGUGUGUGUGUGUGUGUGUGUGUGUGUGUGUGUGUGUGUGUGUGAACGCUGUACAGAGUGUGUAGACAGAGUGCACGGUGUGUGUGUACUCGUGCUUGACGACCUGUAACCACAUAACCUGCAGAGCUGUAUAUAUAAAGCGAGCUCACAUGUCAUGU
Molecule: messenger RNA, 2195 nt
Organism: Hippoglossus stenolepis (Pacific halibut)
Lineage: Eukaryota; Metazoa; Chordata; Actinopteri; Pleuronectiformes; Pleuronectidae
Product: protein-lysine 6-oxidase
Exons: 7
Coding region: 72-1232 (386 amino acids)
Biological process (GO): peptidyl-lysine oxidation
Molecular function (GO): protein-lysine 6-oxidase activity; copper ion binding
Source: RefSeq, a predicted model, not a curated record